GUCAAAUAGUGUUUGGCGCGCUGGCUGAUAAGCAUAGGCGGUUGAUCACGAUGAAAUUAUUUUUUUUAGUUGCACGACAGAUAUCUUACAUUCCUCACGUGCCUGAGCGGUUUAAUUUAAUCGUCUUCAUUUGCAAGUUGUAACGAAAAUGAAUAGUGACGAAUUAGCCAAUAAUAGAAGAAUGGCACGACAGAAUGGGAUCGUCCAACCUUUACUUACUGAUCUUUACCAAAUCACCAUGGCCUAUGCUUACUGGAAGUCCAACAAAGUAAAUGAUGUGGCAGUAUUUGAUUUAUUUUUCCGCACCAAUCCAUUCCAAGGAGAAUUUACCAUAUUUGCUGGACUUGAGGAAUGUCUCAAAUUUUUGGAGAAUUUUCAUUAUUCUGACAGUGAUAUUGAAUAUUUGAUGGCAACUCUUCCUGAAAAUAUUGAGCCAGAGUUUUUUGCAUAUUUAAGAGAUCUUACAUGCAAGGAUAUCAAGUUGAGUGCUAUCGAAGAAGGAUCAGUAGUUUUCCCAAGAGUGCCCCUACUAAGAGUUGAAGGACCUCUAAUUAUUGCCCAGUUGUUGGAGACGACCUUAUUAACCCUGGUUAACUUUGCAAGCUUGAUGGCGACAAACGCCGCUCGAUAUCGGAUGGUGGCCGGGAAAAAUGUUUCUUUACUGGAAUUUGGACUAAGAAGAGCGCAAGGCCCCGACGGAGGGCUAUCUGCUUCCAAAUAUGCAUAUAUCGGUGGUUUUGACGGCACCAGCAAUGUGCUGGCUGGCAAGAUGUUCAACAUCCCCGUGAAAGGCACGCACGCCCACUCAUUCGUGACGUCAUUCAGCACGCUAUCCGACGUCUCCUCAGUUGUACUGCGUCACGCAGACACAGACAAACAGUGCAAUCUGCUAGAUCUCGCCACGGAAUGGCGCAAACGCGUCUCACCGAUCAUGGACGUGUCCACAGAAGAGGCGAGCGACGGUGAACUAGCCGCCCUCAUAUCCUAUGCCCUUGCCUUUCCAUCAGGAUUUCUGGCUUUAGUGGAUACGUAUGAUGUCAAGAGGUAUAACUUUCAAGGCUUACCGUCACGACACAGGCAGCAUAUGAAUGGGCAUUCUGGCUACAAUAGCAACUGUGGAUCCAAUGGCUCUAGAAUACAAAACUCACAUAGUACAUAUGGAUAUAGCACGGUCGAACGCACACUGAGGAGUGGCCUUCUAAACUUUUGUGCGGUGGCACUAGCUUUAAACGAUUGCGGGUACCGCGCGGUCGGUAUCCGCAUAGACAGCGGGGACUUGGCAUACCUGUCCGUGCUAGCCCGGGACACGUUUGCCAAGGUCGGCGAAGCGCUGAAGUUGCCAUGGUUCGCCACACUGACUAUCGUAGCUUCUAACGAUAUAAAUGAAGAAACUAUACUGAGUCUGAAUGAGCAAGGCCACAAAAUCGACUGUUUCGGCAUUGGAACGCAUCUGGUGACUUGUCAACGCCAGCCCGCUCUCGGGUGCGUCUACAAACUCGUGGAAAUCAAUGGACAGCCAAGAAUUAAGCUGAGUCAAGAUGUAGGCAAAGUUACUAUUCCGGGUCACAAAGAGGCAUACAGACUGUUCGGGGCGGACGGGCACGCGCUCAUCGACUUGCUCCAGCGCUCCUCGGAGCCGCCGCCCGCGGUCGGACAGAAGGUGCUUUGCCGGCACCCCUUCCAGGAGUCCAAGCGGGCCUACGUCAUACCGAGCAAAGUGGAGCAUCUUUAUAAGGUGUUCUGGAAAGACGGUAGGAUCUGCUACCCGCCGAAGCCAUUGUCCGAGGUACGCCAGCGCGUGCAGUCGUCUCUACGGACGCUGAGACAGGACAUCAAGCGGAAUUUGAACCCUACCCCAUACAAGGUGGCGGUGAGCGACGACCUCUACAACUUCAUUCACGACUUGUGGCUUCAGAACGCGCCUAUCGGGGAACUGUCCUGAAAUUAGCACUUCUCUUACCCAGUCAUAAUCACCAAUGUUGCAUGUUUUCUUUCGUAAAACUUAUCCAUUUGGUAAGCUAAGUUUGCUUGAAUUUUCGUGCGGCCAUUAAUGCACUAGUAAAAAAAACAUUUUAUUAACCCCUCAACUCCUACCGUCGCGACAUCUGGCUGGCAGAAAAGUUUCCUGUCUCUCACCCUCACGUUAUCGCAUACAAAAGGCACAAGCGCUGGGUGAUGAGGGGUUGAUUAUAAUUUUACUUAGCAUAAGAUCACUAAUUGUAUUUAUUAAUCAAGAGAUACUAGUCACGUGUAAAAUUAGUAAAAAUUCAAAAUCAAAGAAAUAUUGCAAUAUGUUUAAAACAUAAAUAUAAAACAUUCAACCCGUGUAUUUAUAAGCAAUCUACAAAAAACCUUUUACAAGAUUUGUUAUAUUUAUAUAGAUGGUAAUUAUAAGGAUAGUCAUGAUAGCAGAUAUAAUAUAUGCUUUAGAUCGUAAGUAGUAAUAUACCACGAAAAGUUACAUAAAUAUAAUAUGGAUUACAGCCCAGAGAAAGGUUUUAAACCCUGUAGUCAUUUGUAGAGUAUAACAGUACUCUUGAGUGUUUAUUUUUCCAAUUUAGAGGAACACAAAACACAAUGUACAAAUGUAUUUUUUUAUUCCACGUAGUUAUGUAGGCAACUCCAUUUUCAUAAUAGUGAGGUAAUUACUAAAUGCUGAUAUAACUUAUUUUUUUACGCUGUGUUUUUGAAAUACAUUCACAAUUAUGUAUGUAGGUCACAAACCGUUGUUUUUUCGUGCGUUCGGCAUAGGAAUGUACGAAUUAUGUGAUGUACUUUUUGAAGUGCAUUAAUUGUAUUGAUUAAUCACUAAAUACAUUUUACAUAUUUUUUAUGCAAGCAUAUAAUAAUAUUAUAUGAUUGCGAAAUUUGCUUAUUUUAUACCUAUAUUUUAUAUGGUUGAUGGAAUUUAGUAAGUAUGCUAAAUAUAGAACAAAACACUCAUACACCAUGGACACCAAAUAUCACCCCAAUCAUGAAUUCAUGUGAGCUAUCUAGGAUCAGAUGCAUGCAUGUUACAUCUACUUCUAAACGAACACUUCUUAAAUUGUUGAUUUAUACCAUAUAAUUAAAAAUAGUACUUUAUACUCACGCUGUGGAACAAAACCGAUAUUUGGCAGCAUAAGAUGGUUAAUGAUGCUUGUUCCCGAUAUUCGAAGUAUUCCUGUGAUCGUGGCGUAAAACAACAACAAAUAUUAACAACUCCAUUUAACGCCUUAUAGAUUAAGUGAUAUACCACUGGCCAUACCUUUGUGAUCAGCUUAUACAGAAUGCAAAGCUUGUUUUAUCUAUUGUAUUGCUAUGAAAACGAAAAAUUAUAAUUCAAACCCAAACUCAAACAUUUAUUUAGCAAAAAGGCCACAAGGGCACUUUUUCACGUCAAGGUGUCAAAAAUUAAGUACCAUUUUAUUUGACGUAAAACUCAAGCAAUAAAUACAUUGCGAAUUUAAUUUAGUCAAUCAAAGUGAGCAAUUUUUUUUCAUGAACUACGAAAUUAAUUUAAUUUUCUGCUGUAUCCUAGACUAAAAAGUAAAGUUAGAUAAUUUAACUAAAUACAAAUUGUCAGGCCCCAAAUUAAUAAUGAUUGUUAUGAAUCUAUUAAGAUAAAAUUAAUUACUUUAACAGCGUAAGGCAAUAAAUUCCAUGAAAUUUUAGAAAUCAUAAACAUCGAUAAUAUUUAUUGCUUGUUUAUUAAAUGAAACGGUACAUAUGUACCUAUAGUAAUUUAUGUAUAAGUAGGGUUGAUACCACAUGCUACAAUUCAAAAUUAUAUCUUCUUUCUUAUGAUGUCACUUAAAUUAUAGAGAAAUUGAAUAAAAAAGGAAAUUAGGUAAUCUGUUUCCAAUGCAAGAUAAACACUAUUCUGACAGAUAAGUAAAUAAUAAGGACAGGUAGUCUCAUUAUACAGUUGCGAUUUUCAUUACUGAUGACAGCCCGCGUUUUGGCUUCUGGUUUUAUUAUAACACAGUUCUGUAUGACACUAUAGUCUCGCAAACCCAAUUUGUCAGUAAAUAUGAACAAAAAUACUACUCAUUUCUUUCUUUUGGAUGCUACUACUAGCGUAAGACAAAGAUAGUAUGAUUCUCCCUGUUUAUGAAAUGAGCCAGUCAGUCCCUGGUCAAACUAUAUCUCUUCAAACACUAUCAUAUUGACGUGGGUCUCAUAAUAUUUCUAGAUGGCAUUACACACAUUAAAAAACCAUACAAAUUGUAGGUAUAAUUGGCUGAGGUAUUUGAGAGACGCUAUCUACACAGAUGAUCACAACUGAGGAACACAAUUUUUAACUAGAAAAAUUCCCUUGACACACAAAUUGAAAUAUCAAUAGGGGUUCAUCCAUUAAUUACAUCACACGAAUAUGAAGGUUUUUUGACCCCCUCCUUGUCACACUUGGUCACAUUUGGCAAACCCCUCUCCCCUUGGUGUGACGUCACAUUUUUAGCAAUUUUGUUUUCAACAAAACGGAUUAACUAUUAUUAAUAUAAUAUCAGAAUAUUUUUGAUAAAAGAUAAUUUUAUAACACAAUACCGAUUAGGAAAGAAAAAUAAACGAAUAAAAAUGAAUAUCGUUCCAAAAACUCGUUAUUUAAGUGCACAGCGUACAAAAAAAAACUGGGUUACUGAUGAAGUUAAAGUGACGUCAAUAAAGUUUGUGACUCCCCCUCCCCCUUGUGACACCAUGUCACAUUUUAUUGACCCCCUCCCGCCCCCUAAACGUGUGAUGUAAUUAAUGGAUGACCCCUAGCGGGACGCUCACGUCAUUUUGAUUAAUUACAAAAAUCAUCGAAGUUAUAGUCUGUUCGGAAAGAGAAGAGUCGUGGAAUGUAUUGGGCCCCAUACAUUCCACGACUCUUUCUCUUUCCGCACAGACUCUAUUCCCUUCGGCCGCGUACGCAACCAGAGCUUCGUAACCAGAUGCGAUCGAAAACUAUUUCUGCUUUGUACGAAACCGGUUGCGAUCAAAAACUAAUUCCGUCUUACUAGUUAUCAGUUACGAUCGAAAACUUUUCUUUGUUGUACGAAACCUUUCGACCGUUGAUAAAGUCAGCUAAGAUUAUAUUUAUACACCUUGUUAUACAGUAUAAGUACUGUACACGUUAUAUCAUCAGUCAAAAAUCAGAACACAAAAAUGUACCAGUUGAUAAUAUUCAAAUACUUUGUUGGCAAAUACAAUGUAACAUUGUUCCUUAAAAGACACUGGCUUAAGAGACAUGGAGCACUGACAUUCAGGAUAAGAAAUUAUCAUGAGUAUCAUGACAAAAUAUUUGAAAAAGAAACCUAUAGCUAGAUGGCCCAGACAUUGGUUUCGUAUAAGAACGAGAAGUGUUCGAUCGUAACUGGUUACGGGUAAGACGAAAUUAGUUUUUGAUUGCAACCGGUUUCGUACAAGGCAGAAAUAGUUUUCGAUCGCAUCUGGUUACGAAGCUCUGGUUGCGUACGCGGCCGAAGGGACUCUAUUAUAAAAUAUUUGAACACAACUUUGUAUAAGUCUUUAUUCAUUACUUGUCUCUUAUUUGUAUGUACCAUGGCAAUAAAAGGAAGCACUGGCCUAUAUCAAGAACAUAAUUUCUGUGCCUUCAAACAAAGCAUUAUAAUGUAAGUGAUCAAUGCACACAUUUUUAUGAAUUAUUGUAAGCUAUAUGUUGUAAUAGAGAUAUCUAUUUAGUUUUGUUAAAUACAGAAUAGUAUGAAUUUUA
Cydia pomonella (codling moth) is the source of this 5692-nucleotide messenger RNA. It is a transcript of the gene Naprt, whose product is annotated as nicotinate phosphoribosyltransferase. Gene Ontology annotation, molecular function: nicotinate phosphoribosyltransferase activity. The record is from RefSeq and is a predicted model, not a curated record. Gene Ontology annotation, biological process: NAD+ biosynthetic process. Bases 149 to 1942 code for a protein of 597 amino acids. NCBI's taxonomy places the organism in Eukaryota, Metazoa, Arthropoda, Insecta, Lepidoptera, Tortricidae. The transcript is spliced from 11 exons.